AUGAACGCGACUCAUUCUUCAUCCAGCAGCGGCGGCUCAGGCAUCGGCUCAGGGCCAUUGGGCUAUGGCAACACACCAACGUGUUACUUUGUCAUGAUUGGCACAAAGGACAACCCCAUCUACGAGGCAGAGUUCGCCUCUGUCAACACUGCCCGGUCAUCUUCAGGAGGAGCCACCAUUCCCGAAGCCAAGAAAGAAGAGUUCCGUCACUUGAACCAAUUUAUCGCACACUCAGCACUGGACAUGGUCGAUGAUAUUCAAUGGAGCACUAAUCAAAUGUACUUGAAGUCAAUCGACAAAUUCAACGAGCGGUUCAUUUCUGCAUACCUGACGGCAGGAAACAUCAAGUUGCUGCUCCUGCACGACGCCAAGAGCGAAGAUGGCAUUCGCAACUUUUUUAAUGAUUGCUACGAACUGUACAUUAAGACGUUAUUGAACCCGUUCUAUGAACCUAACUCGAUCAUCAGUUCUGCAGCAUUCGAUACAAAAGUCAGGCUGAGCGCCAAACGAUACCUUUGA
Molecule: messenger RNA, 519 nt
Organism: Linnemannia hyalina
Lineage: Eukaryota; Fungi; Mortierellomycota; Mortierellomycetes; Mortierellales; Mortierellaceae
Source: the annotation of a GenBank genome assembly